Molecule: messenger RNA, 6625 nt
Organism: Anopheles gambiae (African malaria mosquito)
Lineage: Eukaryota; Metazoa; Arthropoda; Insecta; Diptera; Culicidae
Product: inactive histone-lysine N-methyltransferase 2E
Exons: 5
Coding region: 1390-5637 (1415 amino acids)
Source: RefSeq, a predicted model, not a curated record
CACAUCGGGCUUUGGCUUUCAGUCGAGACAGAACGACCGAGGGAUUCUUGUUCAAAAAGAGCCGCGGUAAAUCGAUAGUCAAUCGUUUACUAAGCUCUUGUGCAGUUAUACUUCAACAUCAUGGUAAGCAGAACCAGCAUUGAAAAAAAUACCGUGCACGGUAGAAGCAAAGUUUGAGGCAGCUCUGCUUAAAGGCGCCAGCACUGUCCGACAUGCGCCUUAUUGGAUUGCAGGGAAAAAUCUUCCACGUUGCUAUAGAAUCUGCAAGUUCACAGGCAACUUAGUGUCAUAAUUGCCGAAGCAUCGUCUACAAUUCCGUUCCCACCAUACAAAUGAAGAAAUUGCUGCAAAUUGUUUGAACGACGGAAGCCUCAUGUGGAAAAAAUAGGUACCAAGUUGAGAAAAAGUGAAGAACGCGAAGGAACUGUGGUAGAUUUGGCAGUGCUAGUGAAUAAUCAAUGAUGCAACGAGAAUGAAAGUUCGCAUAAGAUUGAAGCUCAAGCUUUGAGGUAAAACAGAUUCAUUGAGAAAAAAAAGAAAUCUGUUCUAUCGUGUUUUAUGAUUCAGUACAAAUCUAUUAAUCUGCAAAAGUGCCUAAAAGAUCCUGUUCACAAAAAGUACGUGUACCCGUGUAGUGCGUAUGCUUUCCAGCCUACCCUCACGCAUGUGAGGGUGUGUGUGUAUGUGCGUAUCUGUGUGAGCGUCUUUUAUUUGUUAAAUGUGCAAAAGUGUAACUUUUCGUGAACGAAAGCAGCCACUCACGAAAAGUAGUUUAAGUUUGCCGUAGUUCUUGUUAUCGAAUAAUAUUCGAUGAAUUUUCAACUAUACGAAAGCUUCCUGGUAGCAUUCGUCGACCUAUUCAAGUGAUUAGCUAAGCACCCGUAGUGCGUCCUCUGGUGUCAUUUUCCAUUCUCGAUGUUCUUCUUGCAGACUACACAUGCUGCAGCUAUCUUUCCGGAAGCUAUCGGAAUUUGAGGAAUGGAUCAAUACAUGCCGAACACAGUUGCAUCACGCCGUCAUCGUUGCUGACGUCCUCCUUAUCGGUUCGAUUGUGUUUUAGUACGAGGCAAAACGAUGUGCCCGUUAACCGUUAAUAAUUCCAGUAGGCCUGGGCGCGAUUUUUACUGGUAUUUCAGAUAAACCACGGGUCGAAACAUUGUAGUGAUUGAUCAAACGGCAAGUGUGGGUUACAGUGAAUAGAAGAAGCGAAAACAAUACCGAAAGCUUUUCAUUACAAAUCCGAGGCAAAGUUCUUCGUGCUAUUUUUUCACCUGCCGUGCCGAAGAGUGAGCUCCUUCUGGUAUCGUAGCUUUCUCUCCUCAUUCCCUUUAUGUUCCCUUCAUCCUUCCUUGCUGCGGUACUAAAACUCCAAGUUGUAUUUGAUACGCGAUGAAUGUAGCAUCGUCGUCUCCAUCGUCUCGCAAACAGAAACGCCUUGGUCCUGCACCAAUAGCCUCAAUGGAAGAUACAUCGGCCGAAGAAAAAGCACAGAUGGAGCAGCAAAAUCAUCAUAAUUUGCAACGCUGGUCGCAUGAAAAAUCAUCAAUUGAUUCGUCUCGUGGCUCGCCGACAAAACCAUACGAAGGUCAUUCGGCGCUGAUACCUGCAACACCACGCAUCGACAUCAGUAGAGCCUCAUCCCAUUCGUCUCAUCAUGACAGUAGAGACAGUAGUCCCGAAAAUGUGUUUGAGCAGGUCGGUACAGGUACGUUGCAAGACUCGGGUGUACUUGGUUUUCGUGAGGAAGACACGCUGGACUUACGAAACUCUACCGAGGAACUGCAGUUUAUGGAACCGGAGAAGGGUAAUCGCGAGAAAGAAAAACCUAAUACGCAAAUAAACUACGGUUCCUGCCCCACACAACGUUACUCACCAAUCAUUUGGAAGCUAGAGGAACAGCCUAGUCAGUCGCAAUACCAGUACCAGCAUCAGCAGCAACAGCAACAUAAUCGUAAAGAUUCUGCCAGUUCUGAGGUAGUGGCAUUCCUGUCCAUUUCUGGGCGUACUAGCCGGCUUUCAAGUGUUGGUAGUCAGGGAUCAGCUAACAGUAAACUUUCGGCUACAUCGGCUGUUUCUGGCAUUUCACGGUCACCUUCGCCUCACAAGAUGCUACUAGAAACCUCUUUCUGCGGUGCGAAACCUCUACAGACUUAUGCUGAAAGUGGUGUUGUUGGUAGUAGUCUGGAGCCGUCUACGGAAAAGAUGCUAGAACAAGUCAUACUGUCCCGAAAGAAAGAUCCGACGGAAGCAGUUCUAGCGGAAGGAGUGCACGUACUAUCUUCCGCAGGGAUAGCUGGCUCCGCCCUAGGAAAUGGUCACCACAGAGGAGAAAAAGAAAACAUUCCUCAGCAACCACCUCCUGGUGGUGGAGAUGUUCAAACUGCAGCACAACAAAGUACUAUGAUGGGUCAUACACGGCGUAAGUCGGAUUGCGGCAUGAGCACGGCGAACAAUCUAGAGAUACAAAAUAUCAAAACAAAUCAAACAAGCCGUAGCGUUGGCAAUAAGCGUCAUAUUCCACCGCGUGAUUUGAAGAACUCAAUAGUUGGUGUCAUGCCAAGCGGAACAGAGUAUAUACGAAUUAAGCUUAAACCGGAUCAUUGCUACAGCGAUAACGGCAUUGCAGACAACGAACGUGUCGUAGAAAAACCGAAGGACAGCGUCCAGGAACUUUCGGUGGCGUCAACCCACGAUCAACAUCGAACACGUGCGUCCAGUGUUACCCGAUCGCCGUCGCCCGCAAACCAACAGCAGCACCUUCCCCGGAAAAAGCGUACAUCGACGGCGUCCAAUGAAUCGACCACACUUGGUGGUAGGUACGAUCAAACAACAGAUCAACCUACCGCAUCGGCCAACUCGACACCGUCGAAGCAGAAGCUGGUGCUGAAAAUGUUCAAAUCUAAACGGGACCCAAAGUCGAAGUCUCCUUCGCCAAUGGGUUCGGCAGCGGACGGUAUUGGGCAAUCCUUCUCCAAUUCCCCUGGUUACGACCAACAUACGAAAAGCAACAUCGCCGCAGCACGAUCACCUGGAUCGACAGGAUUGCGCUACUAUGACACACCGCUCGAUGGCCAAAGUAUACAUAUUCCACUGCACACGCCGCCAGAGGAACGGCGUUUGGGUUCAUUCCGCAGUGCGGCUGGUGUAACAUCAUCUUCUUUUAUGGAAGCAGCAGCUGCAGCAUCAGGAGGAAGUGCAUUUGAAAGGCAAGUGUCGGUAUCCGCUUCAGGCACACCCACAGGGCAUGGCAGUAGCAUUCAAAAACACGCCAAAACACCCAAACAGCAACGCAUUGCCAAUAUGACAGUUACGAUACAUGAUCGGCCCAAGCCAAUGCCUCCGCUCAAAUGCUAUAGGAUUGACAAUCCGGACGGUAGUAUUAUAAUUCCGCUAAAAUCCCCAAUUGAGGAUAAGGAAAAUAAUUCACAUAACUGGGAGAAUGUUAUUGGGGAGCUAUCACAGCGCAUUGAAAAACAUGUUAGUGAAGAUCUCGAUGAUGGUGAAAAAUGCUCUAAAGCAAAAUCCCACUCAUCAACGAACAAUUAUGUUGAACCUGUUAACAGAAAACAGGAACAAAGGCACGGUAAUCAGACCAUGCCUCCGCCACCCCCGCCACCGCCACCACCACCUGCAUCUAGAUCAAAAGUACCAAAAUCUCCUGUACCUAUUUCGACGGAAAACAAGGAAACGGUAGAUAUAGAACUUCAUAGAAUGCAACAAAUGAAUCAAGCGCCAACGUCCUCGGUAAGUGUUUCUAUGCGUAAGAAACAGGCGGCUCUAUUUCAAAUGCGUAUGGGUUCUGGCAGUGAGGAGCAGAUAUUCAGCACCACUUUGAAAGAUUAUACUAAAGAGAUGAACCGUAACAGCUCAACCGUAAGCCAAAGUUCUGAAACCUCGCUACAGAAAGCCCAGUGCGAGCAGGCGCAUAGGGGAGACAGCAACAACAUGUUGAUCGACGGUAGUAUUGUCAUUGGUGGCGAAGGCACCCAAACAAGGAAACUGUUGGCCGGUAAUUGUAGUGAGCAUCCAAACGACCUAGUGACAGCCCAUAGUGUAACAACAUCAUCUUCACCUCAACAGGUCAUGCAGGCGCAAGGAGCAAUGUUGAUGAAGGAACUACAUGAACAUCAAAAACAGCACCAGUUAAGACAGCAACAGAAGCUAGAGCAACAGCAGCAACAGCAGCAUCAGCAGCAGCUACAACAAGAAAGAAAGCAGAAGCGGGACAGUUACGGUUCACAUAAGAGUGCAGAAGCAAUAGAUGAUGAAGCAGCUCCAAUAGUAUCACGCAGUAGUACUAGCCCAGCCGAAUGUAUUGAUACAAAGCACCACCAUCACCAACACCAACAUCAAAAUCAUCAUCAUCAGCUUCACAAUCAUGUCCAUCGUCAAAAGCACCAUGAUCAUGAUCAGACGCCAUCGAUUGAACGGCCAGGCUCCAGUGCCACUGUCGACGACGGAAUGGCGUCGUCAGAAAGUGAAAAGGAUUCGGAAUUUGAUUCCGCUUCGAUACAAACGGGACGGCAUGCUCUGCGACCAAAUAUGCUCGCGAUCGAGGAUCACGAAAGUGCUGGUCUAGUCUUUCAAGAAUCAUUCGACGACGAAUUACCAUAUAUUCCCACAACAUUGCCGGAAGAGAAACCGGUAGGCAUUAAGUUGGUGCCAGCAAAGGAGCGCACGCAGAUCGAUUUGAAGACUUAUCCUCUUGAACGACCCCGCUCAACAACACCCAUCCAUCCAGGCUCACUGGAUAAAUAUUGCCAUGAUCGUUCGGCGUCUGCUGGAGUGCGAGGCAUGACAGUACGUUCUACCACCGGUGGAGAUAAGCAAGCAACAUUACACGACUCCACGUCUACACCAAAAAGUUCAAAUGUGGCAAAGCUUCGUAUUAGCCUACCGGUCAAAAAGUCCAGCGAUGGGACCGGAUCAGGAGUGGGAUCCCGAGUUUUUGAGCAUCGCUCAUCGUUGGGGGCUAUUACAAUGACAACUACGACAGCGGGAGGAAAUGCGGGUGGAAGUACUAGUGUUGCUGGUAGUGGAAGUACGGGUAGACAAUAUCGAUCGACUUCGACAACGACGGCGAUGAUGUCCUCAAUGGUAAUAAGUAACCGCGGAAUUGCAUCAGAAGAUUCACCAACGCCGCCACCACUGCCACCGCGUAAAGCGUCCGCUUCGUCAUCGUCGGCAAACACAGUCACACCUCCAGGUUACAAAUGGAUCGAUGUGGAAGCUAUACCAGAACUGCGAAAAGCACCCAAACGUAUAACAGCAAUACCACAAAAGCCACAGCAACCAUUAUCGCAAACACGUAACGCCAACAAUGACAGUGCCGGUUACACGAAUGAUCGUCGAGAAACGGCUCUGGAUGGUCAAGUGUACAAUUAUGUCAAUCCGGAAGAUUGUCAAUGCGAAUGCCACGAGCAUGAACGGACAGUCGCCAACUCAAGCACAAGUGUCGGGGCGCACGACGAUAUGAUGGUCUCUUCAGUCGAAUUGGCUGACGAUUGUAGGCCUCUGUUGCGCUCGUCCUCGUCUUCUUUAACAGCGGCUCCAGCAGGCACUACUCCUAUGUUAGAUGAAUGCCCAACGGAUCGAAAAGUGAGACCAGAAAGCGUGGUACCAGAUAAUGACGGAUAAAAUCAUGGCAAAUAUUGCUCUGCGACUACUCACAAACUGGUCUGAGUUUCCUUACCUUACUUUUCAGAAGCGGCACAUCUGCAUCGAUGCGAAUAUUAUGCCAAGGCCGUCUUUAGAAAAGGUAAAGUGAAGUACGAAGUUCGAGCAAAAAUGGCGAUGUAGUUUAAGAGAGCGUAUUAUCUAUCGAUGCCGCCUUAACUACGGCAACCUUGUGCAAGCAAGAAAAACUAAUAGUUGAUAAAUUGAACCACGCAAAACAGCAACAAAAAUCCAUUUAACAUUAAUUUCAUACUUGUAUACUCCAAUAUGCUAUGCUCGCAAUAUGCUCGGACCAUAGAUAACAACACGUUACGAUUUAAUAACACUUAAGGAAUCGCAUACACAGUGGUAAUAAUAAAACACAAUUGGAAGCAACAUUUAAGAGGACAUAUUGACAUUUGAGGUACUUAACAGUGCUGUUGAUUGUGUAUUACACAUGUAGUAAUUAAAACAAGCGGAAUUCGCAAUGGUCUACACUACCAUUUACUUGCUCCUGACCAUCAAUUUGUCCUCGUCCUCGCACCAGAAAUGAACAGACGCCCGCAAAGGAGAUGUGGAAAUGUUUAGCUAAGCUGUGCAUGUGGCAUGAUUCGGUGCAAAAUGUUGGAAAUAGUUGGUAAUAGUAAUAGUUGAAACAUACUAAUUGACCAACGUAUAUCCAGCGGGAUUUCCCUUCCAUUGUUAGUUCCUCAAACAUAUUCGCAGUUAUUAUUCUAAGCUCAAGCAUAUUGAAGCUACGGUACAGUUCAUGGAAGCAUGCGAGUAGAAUGUAAGAGUCAUGCUCAUGAACGUCGCGUUACUUCAAAAGCUCCCUCCCCAAAAUUUGUUGCACUACUUUUAUUCAUCGAUUUCAAAGCUGCUCGCUCUCUGUACACUUGUGUUGUAUUUGUAUCGUUGCAAAGGUAUAUAACGUUAAAUAAAUUAAUAAAGAAGUCAUUUAAACAUCAAA